AGUCGUUUUAAAGUAGUUUUCUAUGAAUGAUUUUAAUAUCAAACUGUUUUAUUCACCAUGACCAAUACAGUUUUAAGUAAUACUGUUCAUGCUAUAUCAAUUAAAUUAAAUUUUUAAUAACAAUGCGUCAUGAAUAUUUAUAGUUAAAACGGUCAAAGUUAAGUCUUAAGAUUUUCUAGUUGUCUAAUAAUUGUGAUGCUUAAAUAAAAAUAGGAGUGCUUCAUUACGUCUUCAAUCUUCAUGAUCCCAAGUGGUGUAGCGAACAGACGGGAGUCAAGGACUGAUAGCCAGUGGAUAUCAUGGAUGAUGGAAACAACUUAAAUCAGCAUGAUGAGGAGGAGUCAUUUUCUUAUAGAGCAGAAGUUGUCCAUUUUCUAGAAGAAGACGGCACUGAAUUCAUUGUUGGGCCAGGGAUUUUCCGUACUUGUGAGCCAUCUCUAGCUCUUGAUGAUGGAUCAAAACUUACUGUAGAAAAUGAUAUCAAAGUGAUAUCUAAUGAAGUAGAAAGCCUAAUAUGUAGUACAGAAAGACUAAGUAGUUAUAAUGAAGACACGAGGGAAGAGUUGGUCUCAUUCAACCAUCUACCAAGGGAAGUUAUUUUAAGUAUUUUUAGCUUUUUCUCAGUUGUUGAACUCAAUUUACAUGUGAUACCUGUGUGUAAACGAUGGUAUGAUAUAGGACAUGACCCUAGUCUGUGGAAGGAAUUGGACUUCAGCAGACUCAAUGAAAUUCCAUCCACUUCUUUAUGCAGCAUUAUUUCUAGAGCGAGCUCAUUGAAAAAGCUGAACUUGAUGGGAAGGCUUGAUCUGACAACAGCAGAAGUAGCUGUUUUCUCCCAAUACAUUCCUAUGUUGGAGUCUCUCAACAUAGGCUUCUGUAGUGGUGUUAACAAAACUGUGAUAGAAUAUUUCUUGAGGAACUGUCCACGACUGACAAAGCUGAACACCGAGGGCUGCAUGUCUGUAGAUGAUGGUGCUGCAGCAUCGAUGAUCAAGGGAGAGAACCUGCAGGAAUUCAACUUCUCUCACUGCUGCAUCACAGACGAAAGCAUUGUACUGCUGGCCUCGAGGAUGAACAGAAUUGUCUCACUUAACAUUGAUGGCAUAUCCUGGAUCUCAGACAGUGCUGUGAUUACCCUGGUAGAUCAACAACUCAACAAUCUCCGAGAACUGAUGCUAGAUGGUGCUGAACUAACAGACAAAAGCAUUCAUCACAUUGCAAGGUGUGCUAAACUGAACAAACUUCAGAUUUCCUUUUGUGAAGGACUAACUGACCAGGCCCUAAAGUACAUACAGACCCUCCAACAGCUGACCCAUCUGAAGAUGAGGAAAGGUUUGUACUUCUCCACGGACGGACUGCUGUCACUAUUCACCUGUAAAUCCAUGUCCAACCUAGUGGAGCUGGAUUUCUCAGAAAACACUCAGUUUGUGGACGACUGUGUUAUUCAGCUGACAAAGUGCUGCGGCCCCAAGCUUCAGUACUUGGCUCUGUCCUGGUGCUGGGAUAUCUCUGACCCUGGAAUCAUUUCCAUCGUGGACCAUUGCAGGAAUUUAAAGGUUCUGGAUAUCAUAGGUUUGCACAAAAUAACAGGAACCUACUUUAUACGAAUUCCAGAGGAAAUGCCAAAACUUCGACUUCUCAAUUUACAACAGUGCAACAGGAUAAUUGAUGAAUUGAUAGAGGAUGUGAUCAGAAAAAAACCCGAUCUUCGAGUAUUCAAUUACUAUGGAGAGCAGUUUGUUCACGAGAAGGGGUGACAUUUACACCGAGGGGAAUGCUUGGCAACCAGGAACUUGUUUACUUCACUAAUCAGAUUCCUGAAAAGAAGAUUGUGAUAUUAUCCGAUAAAAAUUCUUUGUGAUAGACCUUUGUGAUGACCUGGUCAGUAGGAAAUAGAAACUUAAAACUGAGGAGACAGCUUCCAUGUAUCCAUUUAAACUAUUACAAUUUACUGGCAUUACAAAUGUAUUUGUGUGCACAUUAAAUUAUUUACAAUUUGAACAAUGUUGUUUUUACUUUCGACAUCUAUGACAUACCUAGUAUACAUGUGGUUUAGGUGGCAACCUUUGACAAGUAGGAAUAUUAUAUACCCCGGUACCUGGUAUGUUUAUUGCAAUGUAAUCAAUAAAUGUAAUAAGUUCUGAGUAUUAAAUGAUUAA
This is a messenger RNA of Magallana angulata, 2159 nucleotides long. RefSeq names its product F-box/LRR-repeat protein 2-like. Gene Ontology annotation, biological process: SCF-dependent proteasomal ubiquitin-dependent protein catabolic process. Gene Ontology annotation, cellular component: SCF ubiquitin ligase complex. The transcript is spliced from 6 exons. The coding region runs from base 300 to 1757 and encodes 485 amino acids. NCBI's taxonomy places the organism in Eukaryota, Metazoa, Mollusca, Bivalvia, Ostreida, Ostreidae. The record is from RefSeq and is a predicted model, not a curated record. Gene Ontology annotation, molecular function: protein binding.